GGCUGAGGGGAAGUUCCGCCCCGACCGCUCCGUUCCCGGGGCCGCCGUCCCUCCCUCCCUCCCUUCCUCCCUCGGCGGAAGGCGGGAAGCGGCGCUGGCGAUGGGCGACAUCCACGAGGUGCCGCGGCCGCGCAUCGCCACGGGRCAGGUGGCGCAGCACAUCGGGCAGCCCGUCUGCUUCGUGGGGCGCGUCGAGAAGAUUCAUCCCAGUGGGAAGCUUGUCGUGCUUUCGGAUGGACUCGGAAAGCAUACGACUGUGGAGCUGAGCGAGCCUCUAGAUGAGGAGAUUUCAGGAGUUCUUGAAGUGGUGGGAAGAGUAACAAAUCAGGCAACCAUCAUGUGUGCAUCAUAUGUCCAGUUCAGAGAAGAUAAAAGUACAUUUGAUCUGGAACUCUACAAUGAAGCACUAAAAAUUAUUCAUGAAUUCCCUGAAUACUUCCCAUUUGGUACUGGAAGAACUUGAUUUUUAUUAGCAUAUAUUUAGAGCUUCAGAUGGGACAACAGUAGUGUGGUUUCUGCCUGACAGCAUGGUAACAGUUGCAUUYAUUUUCAGCAAAUAUACUGGACACUGUUACAUGUGCUAAGUAUUGCCAAUGAGGAGUAUUUUCUUUGCGUAUGUAUUUAUUCAGCAAGGAGAACGCUUCUAUGAAUGUCUCACUCACUGUAUAUAUUUAACCCUUUUGCAUCUAUGAGACCUCGUGCAAGGUUGGACUUAGCAGAAACUGAAAUUUUGUAAGCAUCCUUUUUUAGUUGGUCGAGGUUCUAUGAUUACAGGAAAUUCGUACAGAAAAAAAAUGGUGGGUUUUUAAUAYAAAGAUUUUUGAUGUGCUUUGAUACAAAUUUAUUCGAUGUGGAGGGGUAUUUUGCAUCUUGAAAAUGGUAUCUUCACCAAUAAAAAAGAUUCACUACAUUUAA
Malurus melanocephalus (red-backed fairy wren) is the source of this 915-nucleotide messenger RNA. RefSeq names its product replication protein A3 (gene RPA3). Gene Ontology annotation, cellular component: site of double-strand break; DNA replication factor A complex; nucleus. Lineage: Eukaryota; Metazoa; Chordata; Aves; Passeriformes; Maluridae. Gene Ontology annotation, biological process: mismatch repair; DNA replication; base-excision repair. Gene Ontology annotation, molecular function: damaged DNA binding; single-stranded DNA binding. Bases 101 to 463 code for a protein of 120 amino acids. The record is from RefSeq and is a predicted model, not a curated record. The transcript has 4 exons.